Molecule: messenger RNA, 2042 nt
Organism: Pygoscelis adeliae (Adelie penguin)
Lineage: Eukaryota; Metazoa; Chordata; Aves; Sphenisciformes; Spheniscidae
Gene: PDK4
Product: pyruvate dehydrogenase kinase, isozyme 4
Biological process (GO): protein phosphorylation; regulation of glucose metabolic process
Cellular component (GO): mitochondrion
Molecular function (GO): pyruvate dehydrogenase (acetyl-transferring) kinase activity
Source: RefSeq, a predicted model, not a curated record
AUGAUGAUUGCAAAGGAAUAUAGUACAGAAGUCUGUGGCAAGACAGCGAUUUGUACUUGUAUCUUGAAACUUCUUAAACAAGAUUUUUAUUUUGGAUUGUUCAUAGGCUCAUCUAAUGGAUGUGAGAGAACUUCUUUUGCAUUUUUGCGACAAGAACUUCCUGUGAGGUUUGCAAACAUACUGAGAGAAAUUGAUCUUCUUCCUGAUAAAUUACUAGGCGUUCCGUCAGUACAAUUAGUAAAAAGCUGGUACAUCCAAAGCCUAAAGGAGCUGGUUGAGUUCCAUCAGAAAAGCCCAGAUGACCAAAAAGUCUUAUCUGACUUUAUAGAUACAUUAAUUAGAGUCCGAAACAGACAUCAUGAUGUGGUUCCUACAAUGGCACAAGGAGUAAUUGAAUACAAAGACACUUUUAAAGUAGAUCCUGUCACCAAUCAAAACAUUCAGUAUUUUUUGGAUCGUUUUUACAUGAGCCGUAUUUCCACCCGGAUGCUAAUGAACCAACACACCCUUCUUUUUGAUGAUAAAUCUGGCUCAGGGCACCCAAGGCACAUUGGAAGUAUUGAUCCUUGCUGUGAUGUUGUUGAAGUAGUGAAUGAUGCUUUUGAAAGUUCCAAGAUGUUGUGUGACCAGUAUUACUUAACAUCUCCAGAACUGAAACUUACUCAAGUGAAUGGAAAACUUCCAGGAGAGCCAAUUAACAUUGUAUAUGUUCCAUCUCAUCUUUUUCACAUGCUUUUUGAGCUCUUUAAGAAUUCGAUGAGGGCAACUGUUGAAUUCCAAGAAAACAGUCCUUCUCUUCAUCCAAUUGAAGUGACAGUUGUUCUAGGUCAAGAAGACCUGGCAAUUAAGAUCUCAGACAGAGGAGGUGGUGUUCCAGUAAGGAAAAUUGAGCAGCUGUUUAGCUACAUGUAUUCCACAGCACCAAUGCCAAGGAUGGAUGAUGCUCGAAAUACCCCUCUUGCUGGCUUUGGGUAUGGCUUGCCAAUUUCACGUCUGUAUGCUAAAUACUUUCAAGGAGAUCUAAAUCUCUACUCCGUAUGUGGUUAUGGAACAGAUGCUAUUAUCUACUUGAAGGCCCUAUCAACAGAAUCAGUAGAAAAACUCCCAGUUUUUAAUAAAUCAGCUUUCAAGCAUUACCAAGCUACCUCAGAGGCAGAUGACUGGUGUGUCCCAAGUAAAGGCCCAAAGAAUGUAUCAAAGCAGAGUGCAGCUCUCUGAAGAGAAGUUGGUAUCCAGGCACCCAAGGGGAUCAAGCUGGCUUCUCAAAAAAGACUAGCGUUUGGAAGUAUUCAUCUUCCUCCAAACAAACAAAUUCUUCAGUUUCAGGUCUGGCAGAAGAGAAAGAAGAUAGGGAUGUUAAAGCCUGGGCUGUAUGCACUGAAUGUGAAAUCUUGCUGUGGACUUCAGGAUGAGGAAAAUAGGAGCACAUACAUCUUUAAAGAAGAGAUGUCUAUAGAGGAAAAUGAGACUUUUUUUUUCUUUUCUUAUGAUCAAAGACUUGAUGUGGUAGAGGUGUGCAAUUUUUGAGUCCUGUUUAAUGCUUGAAUACUGAUAAAUGUCGGUUAUGCUGGUGUAUAUUCUCCUAGAAUAGUUAUCAGCAGUUCAUCUUAUUACAGAACUUCUCAGGUAGAUAGAUAACACUUGUACUUUAAAGCUGCAUUUAUAACAUUUGGAAAAGAUCCACUUAACAUGGCAGUCUUGUAGCAAGAUACAAACAGCAUUCAGAUACAGCCUGACUGAGAGGGAGGGAGCCCUGGGAGGUAGGGAGAAAGUGUUUUCUGUAUAUAAGGAAGUCCCGUUUUAAAAAAAAAAGACUGUAUUCCAGUAAUAAUUCUUAUGUGAUGCCUUGCUCUGUGAGUUACAUUGCUAGAUUUUUUUAUGUUAAGCUCUUCAUGGAAAAACUAGCCAAGUGAGGCUCCUAUGCAUAAGGUAACUAAGAAGGAAAUUGAGAUAUUUUAGAAAGCUACUGCAAAGAAAUGGAAAGCUACUUGGUUAUAGCAGCUGUAAGGUUAGGCUACAUCUAGCCUACAUCCCUGCACUCC